Closterium sp. NIES-67 is the source of this 2968-nucleotide messenger RNA. Lineage: Eukaryota; Viridiplantae; Streptophyta; Zygnematophyceae; Desmidiales; Closteriaceae. The record is from the annotation of a GenBank genome assembly.
UUUCUCAUUUCCUCCUAGCUUGCACAUUUCUCUCAGCUCACUCACUAGCCCUUUUUUGCUCGCCAUCGACGGCUCAUUUAGGCAGACGCCGUGGCUGCUGCUCUUCCUUUUCCUCCAUUCCGUCACCUGCCUCCGCCCGCGACGCGCCGAGGCGACAUUAUCAACGACGCGUAACUUAUCGGCGCGCGGAAACAACCGUCGGCUGGGGAUGCGUGGGACGAACGGGACGAAUAACUCCAUGGCCGCUUGAGAAAUACCGCGUCGUUGUUCCUACCGUCAAGUGCCGCGUCAAGGGUCCCUUUCCGGCCAGAAUUUCUCCAGUGAGGGCCCCCCGAAACGCCAUCCCCGCGGAGCUUCGCCAACCAAGCAACCGCACGCGCAUCUCUCCGCUCUACGCGCUCAACUCGCUGCACUCAACUCGCCACGCUCUGCGCUGCGCGCGAAACGCCGUGAGCCCGAGCCUUCCUAACCGGCGUCGAGGAUCUCAGCUUCGACACCCUCGGCGCUCUCCGCGCUCCCGUUGGCGACCUCGGCGCUCUCGGCGUUCAUCCCUCCGCGCUCAGGCAGAUUCCGCUGUCGCUUAGCGGAAGUGGCGGUCAAUUAAUGACGAAACCGACGGUCGUUUGACGGCAGAAUCGGCGGUCCUUAGCCGCGGAAUUCGGUGGUCGCUAAGCGGAGGAAGUGGCGGAAUCGGCAGUCAUUUAGUGGCGUAAUUGGCAGUCAAAGUGGCGGAAUCGACGGCCGUCUAGCCGCAGACUCGCGCCGGCGAAAUCAGCGGAUAUUUAGCGGCGGAAACGGCGGUCAUUUAGCGGCGGAGUUGGCGGUCGUUUAGCGGCGGAAUCGGCGGCCGUUUAGCGGCGGAAUCGGCGGUCUUUUAGCGGCGGAAUCGACGGCCGUCUAACCGCAGACUCGCGCCGGCAAAAUCGGCGGUCGUUUAACGGCGGAAUCGACGGUCAUUUAGCAGCGGAAUCGACAGUCGUUUAGCGGCGGAAUCGGCGGUCGUUUAGCGGCGGAAUCGGUGGUCGUUUAGCGGCGGAAUCGGCGGCCGUUUCGCCGCCCAAUCGCGCCGGCGACAUCGGCGGUCAUUUAGCGGCGGAAUCGGUGGCCAUUUAGCGGCGGAAUUGGCGGUCGUUUAGCGGCGGAAUCGACGGCCGUUUCGCCGCAGAAUCGCGCCGGCGACAUCGGCGGUCAUUUAGCGGCGGAAUCGGCGGUCAUUUAGCGGCAGAAUCGGCGGCUAUUUAGCGGCGGAAUCGGCAGCCGUUUCGCCGCAGAAUGGCGCCAGCGACAUCGGCGGUCGAAAAGCGGCGAAGCGAUUCGCAACGAUGACGCGCCAUCCUGAAGCGCCGGUCUGCCAUGAGCGGCGACGGUCUUUCUGCAGCUCCCAGUGAAGCUAAGUCCAUGGCCCCCCGCACUCACACCCUCGCUGCUCGCCAUGGUUUGCCCAUGCGCUAUGCCUUUGCUAUUCGUACCAUGCAUCUCACUCAUAUCUCCCGUUUCCCGCUUCCCCCACCUCUCCCCCCCUCCCCCUCCGCCCAUGGCACCGGGCGCGUGAGCCGCUUGCGUAGCGCCAUAGCUGUGUGUCGCUAGUGGGUUAGACCAGUCCUGUCUUAGUUGCAUGCGCGCAUGCAUCGCGUUGGUGUCUUUCUUCCAUCUCCAAGCCCCCUCCCCCCCUGCGUCCCCCUCCCUGCUGCCGCUGCUUGCUCGUGCCUCUGUGCCAUGGGCGACCCCCCUCUCCCCCCCCCCGUCCUCCCCACAGUUGCGUUUCUGCCUGCUCGCCCUACCAUGCGCGUUCGGGCCAACAAUUCUUGGCUCCGUGGUUUCACGCACUGUCAAUGCGCUCUGCCCACCUCCUCCCCCCUUUCCUCCUCCCUUCCCUCCAGAACGGCAAAGGGCAGCAAAGGGCGGGUCAAGGAAGGCUCCUCUGCCCGUCCUCUGCUUGUUGCGCUGAGGCUGUUUCCGCCCUGCUCCUCGCCUCACUUUCUGUCUGCCCGCCCCCCUUCUCCCCGCCCACAGGUUGCUGGUACGCAUGGGGCGCAAGGGGAGUGACGAGCACCUGGCAGGAGGCAGCAGAUUCUGGUGGCUCCUCUGUGCGUCAACGCCUCCUUUGAAGCUAAGUCGUGCUGGCCCACCGCAUGCACAUCCCCAUGUUGCAAUUCAUGCGCGCUGCGUGAGAAGUCUAUUUCUGAGGCGCCUCAGAAACCAUGCGUGAGGCGCCUCAGAAACCAUGCAUGAGGCGCCUCAGAAACCAUGCGUGAGGCGCCUCAGAAACCAUGCAUGAGGCGCCUCAGAAACCAUGCGUGAGGCGCCUCAGAAACCAUGCGUGAGGCGCCUCAGAAACCAUGCGUGAGGCGCCUCAGAAACCAUGCGUGAGGCGCCUCAGAAACCAUGCGUGAGGGUUUUGGGGAAUGGGGAUGUUGGGAUGGGGACAGGGGGAUGAGAUAUGGCGGAUAGACAUAUGGGGAAUUGGGAUACUAGGGAUAAGUGUCUAGGGGAUAGCGAUGUAUGGGGUAGGUUGAGUGUAGGGAGAAGGGAGGGGCCUAAAAUUCCCGGGGUAGGCUGAGUGUAGGGCAAAUGGGGUGGGCUAAAACCCCCAGAAUAAGUUGAGUGUAGGGCAAAGGGAGGGGGCUAAACCCCCAGUGUGAGUUGAGUGGAGAGCAUUGGGAGAGGGUUGAUUCCCUCAGGGUGAGAUUUGCGUGUAGGUUCAAGGGAGGGUCUGGUCCUCCCAGAGGAGGUUGAGUGGAAGGCAAAUGUACCUUGAGUUACAGCUUCUGGUUUUACGCUGUAAGUCGAUGCACCUGUUUCGUAGCAGGAGACUUAUAUUCGAACCAAGAGGGAGAUGAGGACAACAGUGAUAAGGAUACACGGAUGGGAUGGCCAUCACUUCACUACAGGUGCUGCUCAAAUCCUUUUGCCUUUGGUAUGCACGAUUAUAUACGUACUUGCAUGGAUACCUUUUGGGACGCUUUUC